AUGUUUGGGAAGCCAGACAAAAUGGACGUUAGGUGCAAUCCCGAGCUGGAAGGCGCCCGGGUCUCCAAGAACGGGCCUAAAGAGGGCAAGGACGGCAAGGGAUGCGAAGGGACUAUUCCGGCGGCUUUCUUGAAGGACCCGCAGGGGACUUUCCCAGCCUCCGGCGCCUCGGAAGACUGCAGCAAAAGUAAAGCGAGUCCCGCCGACCCGGAUUAUUGCAGGAGAAUCCUCGUCCGAGAUGCCAAAGGCUCGAUCCGCGAGAUCAUCCUCCCCAAGGGGCUGGACCUGGACCGGCCCAAGAGGACCCGCACCUCCUUCACCGCCGAGCAGCUCUACCGGCUGGAGAUGGAGUUCCAGAGAUGCCAGUACGUGGUCGGGCGGGAAAGGACCGAGCUGGCCCGGCAGCUCAACCUCUCCGAGACUCAGGUCAAAGUCUGGUUCCAGAACCGGCGCACCAAGCAGAAGAAGGACCAAGGCAAAGACUCGGAGCUGAAGUCGGUGGUGUCCGAGACGGCGGCCACCUGCAGCGUCCUGCGGCUGCUGGAGCAGGGCCGGCUGCUCUCCCCGCCCGGCCUGCCGGGCCUCCUGCCGCCCUGCGCCACCGGCGCGCUGGGCUCGGCCCUGCGGGCUCCCAGCCUGGCCAGCGGCGCCGGCGGCGCGGGAUCGGGGCCCGCCGCCGCCUCCCCGCACCCGCCGGCCGUCGGCGGCGCCGCCGGGCCGGCCCACCCCUCCCCGCCCGGGGGGCACAACCUGUUCAGCCUGCCCGUGCCCACCCUGCUGGGCUCGGUGGCCAGCCGCCUCUCCUCCAACCCCUUGGCCAUGGCCGGCUCCCUGGCGGGGAACCUGCACGAACUCUCCGCCCGCUACCUGAGCUCCUCCGCCUUCGAGCCCUACUCCCGGACCGCCAGCAAGGACGGCGCGGCGGCGGAGAAAAAGGCCUUGGACUGA
This is a messenger RNA of Euleptes europaea (tarantolino), 948 nucleotides long. RefSeq names its product ventral anterior homeobox 1 (gene VAX1). The record is from RefSeq and is a predicted model, not a curated record. The transcript is spliced from 3 exons. Gene Ontology annotation, biological process: brain development; regulation of DNA-templated transcription; central nervous system development. The coding region runs from base 1 to 948 and encodes 315 amino acids. NCBI's taxonomy places the organism in Eukaryota, Metazoa, Chordata, Lepidosauria, Squamata, Sphaerodactylidae. Gene Ontology annotation, molecular function: DNA-binding transcription factor activity, RNA polymerase II-specific; DNA binding.